Kogia breviceps (pygmy sperm whale) is the source of this 1650-nucleotide messenger RNA. It is a transcript of the gene GABPA, whose product is annotated as GA binding protein transcription factor subunit alpha. Gene Ontology annotation, cellular component: nucleus. The record is from RefSeq and is a predicted model, not a curated record. Gene Ontology annotation, biological process: regulation of transcription by RNA polymerase II; cell differentiation. Gene Ontology annotation, molecular function: sequence-specific DNA binding; DNA-binding transcription factor activity, RNA polymerase II-specific. NCBI's taxonomy places the organism in Eukaryota, Metazoa, Chordata, Mammalia, Artiodactyla, Physeteridae.
CUGGAGCUGCGGGUCUUACCGGGAGAGACGCUGCACGUGGAGCCCGCGCCGCUGCGGUUUUCAGCCGGUUCUGGACUGCGGGAGGGGGCGACGGGGCCGAAUCCGGAGCUGGGUCAGCUUUUGAAAUACUUUAAUCAUGACGAAAAGAGAAGCAGAGGAGCUGAUAGAAAUUGAGAUUGAUGGAACAGAGAAACCAGAGUGCACAGAAGAAAGCAUUGUUGAACAAACCUACACUCCAGCUGAAUGUGUAAGCCAGGCCAUAGACAUCAAUGAGCCAAUAGGCAAUUUAAAGAAACUACUAGAACCAAGACUGCAGUGUUCUUUGGAUGCUCAUGAAAUUUGCCUGCAAGAUAUCCAGCUGGAUCCAGAACGAAGUUUAUUUGACCAAGGAGUAAAGACAGACGGAACUGUACAGCUUAGUGUACAGGUAAUUUCUUACCAAGGAAUUGAACCAAAGCUAAACAUCCUGGAAAUUGUUAAACCUGCGGAAACAGUUGAAGUAGUUAUUGAUCCAGAUGCCCACCAUGCUGAAGCAGAAGCACAUCUUGUUGAAGAAGCUCAAGUGAUAACUCUCGAUGGCACAAAACACAUUACAACCAUUUCAGAUGAAACCUCAGAACAAGUGACGAGAUGGGCUGCUGCUCUGGAAGGUUAUAGGAAAGAGCAAGAACGUCUUGGGAUACCCUAUGAUCCCAUACAGUGGUCCACAGACCAAGUCCUGCAUUGGGUGGUUUGGGUAAUGAAGGAAUUCAGCAUGACCGAUAUAGACCUCACUACGCUGAAUAUUUCCGGAAGAGAACUCUGUAGUCUCAACCAAGAAGAUUUUUUUCAGCGGGUUCCUCGGGGAGAAAUUCUCUGGAGUCAUCUGGAACUUCUUCGAAAAUAUGUAUUGGCAAGCCAAGAACAACAGAUGAACGAGAUAGUUACAAUUGAUCAACCUGUGCAAAUUAUUCCAGCAUCAGUGCAGUCUGCUACACCAACAGCCAUUAAAGCUAUAAAUAGUAGUGCAAAGGCAGCUAAAGUACAAAGAGCUCCAAGGAUUUCAGGAGAAGAUAGAAGUUCACCUGGGAACAGAACAGGAAACAAUGGCCAAAUCCAACUGUGGCAGUUUUUGCUAGAACUUCUUACUGACAAGGAUGCUCGAGACUGCAUUUCUUGGGUUGGCGAUGAAGGAGAAUUUAAGCUAAAUCAGCCUGAACUGGUUGCACAAAAAUGGGGACAACGUAAAAAUAAACCUACAAUGAACUAUGAGAAACUUAGUCGUGCAUUAAGGUAUUAUUAUGAUGGGGACAUGAUUUGUAAAGUUCAAGGCAAGAGAUUUGUAUACAAGUUUGUCUGUGACUUGAAGACUCUUAUUGGAUACAGUGCAGCAGAGUUGAACCGUUUGGUCACAGAAUGUGAACAGAAGAAACUUGCAAAGAUGCAACUCCAUGGAAUUGCCCAGCCAGUCACAGCAGUAGCCCUGGCUACUGCAUCUCUGCAAACAGAAAAGGAUAAUUGAGCCCAGGACCUUUUGGGAGUCCAAGGUCUUUCUUAAAUGUUAGAGCAAGUAUUGCUCUUACCUUUAUUACUGAAUUUGAAUCUUCUUUUAUUUCUAGACUGUACAAUCUGAUGCAUGAUUUUUUUAUAAAUAUUUCAUACUCUUGUGAA